CACGAAUAGAUUUCUUCAUCCGGCGCAGGUCGCAUCGGCCGAUAGCCGUGGCACUAGUCCCGUGUUUGAGUCCAUGUUUCCAAAUGCCUUGGCCCCCGCGAAGCAUGUUCUGCAUCCCAGAGAAAGAAGAGUCGCUUCUGCUGCCGGGCAAGACCUCCGCUUGAGCCGUUCCAGGAUAAGUAGCAAUAGACCAGAAGCAGAACGACCCGGCGGGGAUGCAAACAAACACACCGAAGAACAUCACCUGCAGUUUUCUCGCGACCGGUCCAGUUUUUUUGCCCGCCACGCUCACCAUUCUGGAUUGACGAUGUUUGCGUCGCUAAAUCCGUUGAAAGUGCACGCCGUUCGCGAAGUGGAGCAAGUUUCCUUUUUGGUUCGGGUUGAUGCGGCGCAUGAAAAGAUGUCCUUGAACACGAUGCUGGAUCAACAAGGUGUGGGUGACGAGGAAGAUGACGACGAGGCGCCGAGAAAUCCAUCCGCAAAAGCGUUCGUCGCAGAAGGUUGGAUAGGAUUUUGCCUCGUGAACAAAUUUAGCAGGGAUGAUGUUGAAGAGAAAAUGAAUAUUACUUCGAAUUCUUCUACUAGUUGUGCAAGACCACGACGAUCCUCACCUGCAGCUGAGCCGCACCGGCUCGAAGACAUUUCCGUCCCUGUUUUCGUGGCGGAUCUUGGGGCUGAGUGCUGGCGUUGGAACACUGGCGAAAACUACAGUAAGCCAACAACCGCGUCGGAGCAAGCGAGCAGAAACAAGCGGUCCCAAGAUAAAUCCCGUCCAUCGACGAAGCCUUCUACUUUUUCGAAGGAACCGUGGAGCGACUACUUCGAGGGCGCGCAGAAGCCGGGUGAGGAUAUCGAUGCUGGUGUGAGCAUGCGAGUUGGCGACAUCCUCCAUCUGGAGAUCGAGGUGCAAACCGGCGUCAUCGCGGUCUUCCAAAACGACGAGGUCCUGGCGGUUUCCAGACCAGAGUUUAUCCCCGCAGAACUCCUCGCGGCGGUGAAGGAUCAGACACUUGCGGUUCAUGCGGUGUUCGACCUAAAGCACUCACUAAGCGACGACUUGUCUCUCAAUACCAUCGUCGGGCGACCGCUUUCGCUUUCCUACACAGACGCGUGCUUAAGAAGCUUGAAAAGAGAGAACUACACAACUGGAGGACAAGAAGGAGCAUCACAACCCGAUGAAGAUCUCCAUCUGGCUUCCUACUUCCCUAAACAGUUCUCCGAACUCGAGCUCCGCGGCUUUUACGACAAGGGAACGUUUCGCGGUCGUUACGUCCAGUACAGCGACGAUGUGCAACAGCCCCCGAUCUCCAUGUUUAAGUCCGCCCGGAGGCAGCGCGGGUUUUGUGGCGCUAUCGGCGAUAACCCGAUUCCAUUCUACUCUAGUUUGAAAGGUUUGUUUUUCGAGCUACGGGUCGACAAAGUCGGCCCGGACGCUCCGGAAGGAUUGACACUGGGCGUGACGACAAAAAGCCCGGAUGUCCUUCACGACCAAGAUGCUCUCUUUCCCGCCGUGAUUAGCGACGAAGUGUUUGACCCCUGUUGGUGCGUCGGGUUCUCCGGGAAAUUGUGGCAUAGCGGCAUUCUGCAGUGGAACGACUUCCCGCAGUGGCACCCCGGAUCGGAGGUUCGGAAAGGGGAUAGAGUUGGGCUCUUGGUUGUGGUGGAGGAAGUAACGGUGGAGGAGUUGGGGACGAUUUUACAAAUACAACUCCCAGGAGGCACCACCGCAGGAGUACGAAUGGAGCCAACGAGUAGCUCUUUCACUUUCAAAAACAACCAACACGUUCUCGAGCCGGGGCAGCUCUGUUUGAUUGUUAAUCGACGGAUAGUCGCCGUUGUGGCCUCGAACUUACCCAUCAACCGAGAUUUCUUUCCUUUAGUCGAUUUGCUCGGAAACUGUGAGGCGGUGACGCUCGUGACGGGAGGGCUAGAGGAUUUAUUCUCCGCUAGUCUUCAAAACGUUCAAGAUCAAACGACAGCAAGUUCACGCCAGGACGACCAGAAGUUGCUUGAGGCGGCGCGGGAAGAUGUGCUAUCCCAGCAGAAAGUGAAAGCACAAUCUUCUGGAAAUAAGAGAGGCAGUACGACCUCUGUUGCGAGCAAAACUUGGGUUUUGCCCCUCUCCAGAAAGCUGCAAAUCGAGCAAACUGUUGCUGUGCGCUACAUCGGGCCCCCAAGGUCCGCGGAUAGCAAGCUGAUGAAGAAAAAAUCUUCAGGCGCGCGCGAAGAUCACGAGUUGCAUCAAUCAGCAGCCACGAACCAACGCUGUCAUGUGAUGACUUACAGUCCCGCGGCAUUCGACAAAAAACGGAACGCCGUCGGUUUCGCGGUAAAAGUUGACGAAAUGAUGGACGACGGGUAUAAUUUUCAUUUUGUUUUUGUAUGCUUAGUUCUCGGCUUCGAUUUUUCCAACGUCGAACUGGUAUCUCUAUCUUCACAUUGUCGAUCAUGAUUUUCAUUUUUGAUUUUGUAGUUACCUCCGAAUCAACAUUACAUGGCAUUCGCGAACACGGACAAGUUGAACAAGUUCCAUCGAGCUAAAAGCUGCACUAGCAGACCACAUCACUCAGCCAGCAUUUAUUUCAAUCGCCAACACAUUUUUUUUACGCACAGUUUCCACCUGGACGGCUUGACCCUUGGUUUAGUCCAAGAAUCUCCGCAGCAGUACGUGAAACGGUCCACCAUCCCAGCGACUGCCGAUUUGCUGGAAAAUUUCACCGGCACUGGAUUCGAUGGUUGCAGUGUUUGCGCGAACGGGAAGUGGCACGACGACGCGGCGCAGUUCCAUCCCGCGGUGGACUUGAAGGAGGGGGAUAUUGUCGCUGUUUUUCUCGCUACAGACAGUGGCACGAAGUUCUUGUCCUGUGAGAUCAACGGGGAGGAGGUUCUGGUGCGACCGGCGUCGGCAGAGGAGGAGGAGGAAGGUGAGGAAAACCAAAAAGCAGGCACCAGUAAGAGCAAGUCAAAAAUAUCUUCCUCUUCGGCUUCCUCCGCCAGCAAAAGCAUUCUGAACGCAACCGCCACCCCCGACUAUUUCGGCGUGGCCGAGCUUCGCGGAGCGGUGACAAAAAUCUCCUUUUUGACACUUGCCCAAUACGAGAAGGAAGCGACGAAGAGAAGUGGUGGGACGAACAUGAAUUUGAAGCUGUCUGCGGUGGCGAAAGCGAAACGGGCCAAGGAGAAGGCAGAUAGCAGGUUUCGGCGCUUGAAGCACUGGGGAGUGCAGAAAGAUGUGGUGGAACUGCUGCAGGCGCGGGGGAUGGAUAUUCGAGCGAUGGACGAUCAAAAGCGACUGAGUAGGACGCUAAGCGCAGCAGGUAGGACGGUGAACAACAAAGAACAGCCGUUAUUGAGCGAUAGUGACAGUGUAAGUAAUUCACACGAUGAACACGCGGACGCUAACUCACGGGAAGUCGAUCUGGAUGACGUGCUUGCAGAGCACGCGGCUGAUAAGAAGCCUUUGUCGGUGCUGGAACAAGAGGACUCUGGAUCAUCUCCAUCAUCACGAGCAGAUCGGCCCUCGAGACAACAGGCUGGAUUGUUUUACUCCGAGCAGGGUUUGCUCAAUGACUCCGAGGGUAUCGACGAUGUAGAUAACGCGCAGCCCACCUCGUUGUCGUCCGCUUCGGAUGAUCGCAAAAAUCCGCGAGGACGCGCUGUUGAUGCUUCUGAAAAACUCAACAGGGACAGAGCAAGGCCACAGGAUCAUAGCGCAUCUUCAGUGUCAACAUCUUCCAGUGCUUUCAGCCCGUCCAGCAGAAGUAGCUCCUCCUCGUCAGCCAGCAGGUUGAGAUCGGCGACGAGAAGGCACAACGACGAACAGUGGGAGGGCCGUCAAGCAGGACCACCGCGACGCCCUGUCAACGAGAAGAACCGCUCGCACAGGACCAGAACGAGCAGCACGGACAGGAAUUAUGUGAGAAAUGCUUACGACUUGUCCCACUUUCUGCAAUUCGACGAGGAAAUUCCACCGGCGGGCGCAGCGCCAGUACUGGGCCAUCCGUACGGAGGUGGGAGCCGAGUCACGGAGCCGUUUUAUUCACCGGUUGCGCAAGAAGAAUCUUCGGGGAGAAGUCCUCUUCGCCGACGUCGUAAUGCCUCCGGGGAUCAACACCUUUCUGCUCCUGGUGCUCGAAAGCUCAAACUCCUGACAUCGCCAUACAUCGAGGAGCCGGCGGGCUUUGCUGGACGGGAAGAUGAAAGAGGAAGAGAAGUAGAUCUAGAUCAAGAGGCAUCCUUUUCCUCCUCUUGGACCGUGUCUGAGGAGUGAUUCUGCCACGACUCUAUGCAUUCAUGUAAUUCUAAUUGCUGACAAUAAUUCAUCUACUUUCAGACCUUUCAUCUGUAUAUUAUGCUGAUAAUGAUAAAUCUCACUAAAUCAAUUGCGAAGCAAAACUGCAAGCGCGAUUCAAGCAAGGUAUCUACUGGUAAAAACGUCCGUGCCACAAGAAUAUAUGUAUCCUCAAAAUGACAUCAAUAGGCUCGUCUGACAAGAAGAAUAUUGCGUUGUUUAGUAAUGGGUUGCACGCAAGAAGUUGUUGAAGUGAAAA
Amoebophrya sp. A120 is the source of this 4550-nucleotide messenger RNA. Lineage: Eukaryota; Dinophyceae; Syndiniales; Amoebophryaceae. The record is from the annotation of a GenBank genome assembly.